Brienomyrus brachyistius is the source of this 3986-nucleotide messenger RNA. Its product is annotated as nuclear receptor subfamily 5 group A member 2-like. Gene Ontology annotation, biological process: tissue development; regulation of transcription by RNA polymerase II; hormone-mediated signaling pathway. The transcript has 8 exons. Gene Ontology annotation, molecular function: nuclear receptor activity; zinc ion binding; RNA polymerase II cis-regulatory region sequence-specific DNA binding. Bases 112 to 1734 code for a protein of 540 amino acids. NCBI's taxonomy places the organism in Eukaryota, Metazoa, Chordata, Actinopteri, Osteoglossiformes, Mormyridae. The record is from RefSeq and is a predicted model, not a curated record. Gene Ontology annotation, cellular component: RNA polymerase II transcription regulator complex.
UUUCAGUUCGGCGCUCGAAGUCUUUAUGCUGUCCGAAGCGGAGCUGAGAGUUGUGAUUGACUUUUCAAUCAUGAUAGACCUCACGCGACGGUUUUUUGCGAGGACACAGCAAUGAAGUCCGCAAGCUGUAAAUGUCCCUUCGGAGAGGAUUUUAUCAAUGAAGAUCAUCCGGAAUUAGGUGGUCUGCCGGACGGAGCUGAGACCCUCGUUCCGAUUUUCAGCGCUGUCAUGCUGCCCAAAGUCGAAAGUGAAUCGCUUGGACUCACGCGAUCGCAUGGGGAGCAGGGGCACGUGCACAGCAACGUACAAGCCUCCCAGUUUAAAAUGAUGGAGUACGGCUAUGAUGAAGACAUGGACGAGAUCUGCCCCGUGUGCGGAGACAAGGUGUCUGGGUAUCAUUAUGGGCUGCUGACCUGCGAGAGCUGUAAGGGCUUCUUCAAGCGCACCGUUCAGAACAAUAAGAGAUAUACCUGCAUUGAGAACCAGAACUGCCAGAUCGACAAAACGCAACGGAAGCGCUGCCCUUACUGUCGAUUUCAGAAGUGCCUGACGGUCGGCAUGAAGCUGGAAGCGGUGAGGGCGGACCGCAUGCGGGGUGGCCGCAACAAGUUUGGCCCAAUGUACAAGCGCGACCGGGCCCUGAAGCAGCAGAAGAAGGCGCUGAUCCGGGCCAAUGGACUCAAAAUGGAAGCCAUGUCACACACGAUGCAGAGCAUGCCCACGGACUUGACGAUAAGCUCGGCCAUCCAGAACCUCCACUCUGCCUCCAAGGGUGUACCUCUGAGCCAUGCUGCCUUGCCCCCCACAGACUACGACCGGAGUCCCUUCGUCACCUCCCCCAUCAGCAUCGCCAUGCCGCCACACGGGGGCCUGCAGGGCUACGCGGCCUACGGCCACUUCCAAAGCCGCACCAUCAAGUCCGAGUACCCCGACCCCUACGGCAGUUCUCCCGAGUCGCUAGUGGGCUACCCCUACAUGGACGUGUAUCAGACCGGCUCCCCCCCCAGCUUCCCCCACCUCAUAGUGGAGCUCCUGAAAUGCGAGCCCGACGAGCCCCAGGUACGCGCCAAGAUCCUGGCCUACCUGCAGCAGGAGCAGGCCAGCCGCGGUCGGCACGAGAAGCUCAACACCUUCGGGCUCAUGUGCAAGAUGGCGGACCAGACGCUGUUCUCCAUUGUCGAGUGGGCGAGGAGCAGCAUCUUCUUCAGAGAGCUCAAGGUGGAUGACCAGAUGAAGCUACUACAGAAUUGCUGGAGCGAACUCUUAAUUCUGGAUCACAUAUUUCGUCAGGUUGUGCAUGGGAAAGAAGGAUCUGUUCUUCUUGUCACUGGUCAACAGGUGGACUGCGCUGCCAUCGCCUCCCAGGCCGGAACCACUCUCAGGAGCCUCCUGGUUCACUCCCAGGACCUGGUGUCCAAGCUGCGCUCCCUCCAGCUCGACCAGAGGGAGUACGUCUGCCUGAAGUUCCUGGUGCUCUUCAGCCUGGACGUGAAGAACCUGGAGAACUUCCACCUGGUGGAGAGUGUCCAGGAGCAGGUCAACGCAGCGCUGCUGGACUAUACCGCGUGUAGCUACCCGCAGCACAUGGACAAGUUCGGCCAGCUACUUCUGCGGCUCCCGGAGGUGAGGGCCAUCAGCGUUCAGGCUGAAGAGUACCUCUACUACAAGCAUCUGAACGGAGCCGUACCCUGCAACAACCUGCUCAUCGAAAUGCUGCACGCCAAGCGUGCCUGAAAAAAAAACCCCAUUCCCCACCUCAUCCCCCCCCCCCCCCAAUCCCCAAGAGCCCUGGGAGCAUGCUCAGAACUUCUCACCACAGAAGGUUGCCUGUUUUCCAUCUGGUGGAAGCACCAGAGGUAUUCUUCUCUGGAUCUCCUGCUAACCUGGAAGUUGGGCCGAUUACAUGAAUGGAUCAAAUCAAUAUGCCUGAACAACUUUGAGAACAUCAUGACCUCACUAACAUAGAAGAACCUUUUUGGCUAUUGUGAUAUGAACUCAGUGAGUGAGGAACAAGUAAACCAAGUGAACUGUGCACUUAGCAAACCUUGCGACGGCUGUACAUUGCUCUUUGUGGUCUUUGGCAUGAGAGAGGCCAGCUUUGUAUUUAUUUGACCACAAGUGUAAACAUUGGUACUGUAUAUGGUCGAAGUUCCGAAGGUUGUCCGCUUUGCAGAAGGUUGUGUCAUGUACUGUUGUCCAUUUUAAAGGCAUCAUUGCUCGCAGGAUGCAGGAGACCAAGGUCACCAUGGCUCAGGUGGUAUAAUGACAUUGAUUUCACUUAAAAAAGACUCACUUGUUGAAAUCCAUUGCCAAAAAAAACAAAGACAUUGUCUCUCAAGGGCGGCAACUUCUUUCUCUUUACCUUCUGAGCUUAUGCUCAGAAGAGAGAGUGAGCUUCCCUGAGCUGUUUACUGCAGUAGUAACGAUGGACCAAAACUACAUUGGAGUUUCAGUAUUAAAAAAUUAUUAAAUUCUUUUUAGUUGUACAUAUAUUAUGAAGAGUAAAAUAAAGUACACCCUCGGUAAAUAAGUCGAACUAGCUCUUUUUUCCAAGUCCUUCGACUGAAGAAAAACAGGAGCAGAAAAAGGUAAGAUGUCAACGCUAGACCAAAGCCUGGAGCAGAAAUUUGCUAGUUAAAAAAACAACACUAAUAUCAGUAUUAGCAGUUUUCCACAACAGAGUUCUUCAAAUCUUGCCUUAGUUUACUUUCACGCUAGCUAGCUAGCCGCAGGUGUGGAAUCAAUAACAAAUAAACAAAUACUAUUUGAAGUAAUGUUUCAAAUUACAAAAAAAAUGUUCCUCGGUAUGUUUGUACUGUGGUUGUACUGGAAAAGAAAAGGCGAAAUAACGAUCUUGGCGUAUAUUUUAAUGUUUGUCAAACUUGCGACAAAUUCAUAAACUACAUAAAUUACCGCAGCUUAUGCAAGCUUUCAUCCCCUUCACUGUAUGAAUUUCACAAGUACAAAACGUUUUGUUGUGUUCCUGGUGUUUCAAUUGAGCAUCUGUGGUGGGUCGUGCAUUAUUUCGUAACGUCAUCUUAGCUAGACCUGAACUCUGGUAUGACGUUCCCCAGUGUAGCCAUUGAUGUAACUGGAGAGCACUGUUAUGACGUGAAUUGCAAAGCAGUGGUUUCACACAAAUCUCUAUGUUCAGCUUCUUUGUGCAUUUAUUCUUUUGACCUCUGCUUAGUCCUGUCGUGAGACACUAAAAUCAAAACUAACCCUUUAGAUUCACACUAAUUCAUUUGAUCACUGACCAUAGAAUCUUUACAACAUAUUGUACCUUGGGUUUUAUUUUAGGUAUCUGAAUUUCUGUAUUUAUGUUUGUAAUGUUAUUUCUGGUGUCUACUGUAUAUCACUGGUUCAGCUCAACAAUGGAGAUAAUUUAUUGCUUGUUGGUUUCAGCCUUGUGUAUGUUAUUGUACGGAGUGUUAAAGCCAAAUAUAUUUGUUACUGUUGCUAGCAUGUUUAAAAACUAUUGUUAAAAUGCAGUUCAGGGAGAAAAAAUAUCUUUAAAAUGAUCACAGUAAAAUUUGUUAAACAUAUAUGGAACUUGCGGCUGUAAAUUUAAAAGGAAAUGUAUUUAAGUUUAGUGGUGUGACAGAUUGUUGCAUCGUUUUUGUACGUUAACUUUCAGAUGACUUAAUUUUUACAUUUACGAUGUACCAUGUCUGUCGUAUGUUUUCAAUACCAAAGACUUUGCAUCUUCCAUAUUUAUUGCAUUUACCUUUUCUCCUAUUUAAAUGAAGGUUGCCUAUUUAACCAUUAAUGAGGAGGACAACACUUUGCUGUCACAAGUUCUGUACAUAAGUUGGUAAAGUCUCACUCGGUAAUGAGUGAUACAGAAAGACGACUGAAUAAUUCUGGCCUGCUAGCUUAAGUUCCGUGCCUAUUUGAACAGCUCAAUUAUGUCUGCACGUGUUUCUACACAUUGUUAGAAUUCCCUCCAGCUGACGUUAAUAAAAUGAUUAUAGCUUAUUAUAAAA